Messenger RNA from Zonotrichia leucophrys gambelii, 1059 nucleotides. RefSeq names its product phospholipase A2 group X (gene PLA2G10). Gene Ontology annotation, molecular function: calcium ion binding; phospholipid binding. The transcript has 4 exons. Lineage: Eukaryota; Metazoa; Chordata; Aves; Passeriformes; Passerellidae. The record is from RefSeq and is a predicted model, not a curated record. The coding region runs from base 147 to 626 and encodes 159 amino acids. Gene Ontology annotation, biological process: arachidonate secretion; lipid catabolic process; phospholipid metabolic process.
AGCCCGGACCCGGGCUCGGGGGGACCCGGCUCGGGGCAGAAAGCCGCCUUUUAUAGCCGGCCCGCCGGGCCGCGGCUCACACCUACACACGGCGCCGCCGAGCACAGCGCCGCUGCCGGGACCCGCGCCCCCGCCCGUCGCUGCCCAUGGCGCCGCUGCCCCCGCUCCUGCUGCUGCUGCUGCUGCCCGCGGCCGUUUCUAAGGGCGCUGUUGAAGGCCGUGUGAGAAGCCGAAGGGGGAUCCUGGAGCUGGCCGGAGCCAUCCGCUGCAGCACGGGGCGCUCGCCCUUCGCCUACCUGCGCUACGGCUGCUACUGCGGCCUGGGGGGAAAGGGCUGGCCCAUGGACAGAGUGGACUGGUGCUGCUUUCACCACGACUGCUGCUAUGGGAGGGCAGAACAAGCAGGGUGCCAGCCCAAGACUGAAAGUUACCACUGGGAAUGCAAAGACAAUUCUGCUGUGUGUGACUCACUAGAAGACAAAUGUCAAAAAAUGGCAUGUGAAUGUGACCGUGAAGCUGCCAAAUGUUUUUCUAAAGCUCCCUACCACAGAAAAUACCUUUUGUGGCCAGACUUUUUGUGUGGUGAGAUUCAGCCUUUGUGCAGGUAUCAGAUACAUGACUCUUGAAUAUAUUUAAAUCUAAAAUGACUUUUUUUUUGGCCACAGUAAUGACAGGAAAUGAUUUUCCCCUUUCUUGAUACUCCUUCAUUCCAUCUCAGCCUCUCCACCUCAAAAUGGGCAAAGUAAACAUUUUUCCUGUUAUUUACUUUCUCCCAUGCACUUAUUAUUGACUAAAUAGAAAUCUGAGUUUAUCAGCUUAAGGAGUAACUGACAAUGUUAAUUUUUGUUUAAUUCAGAUUCACAGAUUUUUCAGAUUGAUAAUAUCAUUCACUAUGAACUUUUUAUCCCCCCUCCACUGGCUAUAAGAUACAAAUCAAACUUCUCCACUACACUAACAAAUCUUAGCAUUUGUUAACUUUGAACUGACUGGAAAAAGUUCAUGAAGUGACAGUGUCAGCACAAAGAGCCCUCUCAUCUACAUUAAACACUUGAUACAAAG